This is a messenger RNA of Moesziomyces antarcticus, 2292 nucleotides long. RefSeq names its product SNF5-domain-containing protein. The coding region runs from base 1 to 2292 and encodes 763 amino acids. Gene Ontology annotation, cellular component: nucleus; nuclear chromosome. The record is from RefSeq and is a predicted model, not a curated record. Gene Ontology annotation, biological process: regulation of transcription by RNA polymerase II; chromatin remodeling. NCBI's taxonomy places the organism in Eukaryota, Fungi, Basidiomycota, Ustilaginomycetes, Ustilaginales, Ustilaginaceae. The transcript has a single exon. Gene Ontology annotation, molecular function: transcription coregulator activity.
AUGGAUCGUCCGCGGCGCUCCACGCGUCAAUCGACUUCGGCGCUCCAGUCGCCCGCGCCUACGCCUGCGCCGUCCACAUCCGCAGCGGCGGCAUCGUCGGCCAUCGUGCCGCCUGUCGCCAUGGCCAACGGCAACGCAACCCCGUCGCGCUUCGAGGCAGGCUACUCGUCCAACACGACGUUUCAGCAGCCGAUGACGCCGCAGCCUGCGCCUGGAUUCGCGCAUCCGUCGUCACAGAACUUUGCGCAUCAGCGACAGCACAUGCCCAUGGAUGCGCCGGCGCCACACCCGAUCUCGCAACUCAGCUUGCAGUCGCUCCCGAACGUGCAUGUCGUGGGUCGUGGUGCGGCACCCAUCGCACCGGGCACGUCGGUGGCGCCACCGCGUCCGUUUGGCACCGCGGCUUCGGCGCCCACCGUGCCGCAGGCCAUGUACAGCACCUUCCCCUCCCGCAUCAAGGCAGGCACCACCAACCUGCUCCAAUCCAUGCCGCAGUCCGAAUGGUACGAUCCCUCGGGCCGACCGCUCGAUCCGCUCGCCACGCCGACACACGAAUACGCGGGCGGCUCCACACCCUACCGCGCCGCGCGCGCCAGCGGCCGUCGAAGGGCCGCGGCAGGCUUCAUCCGCUACGCCGAGGCGGGCAGCUCGGACGACGACUUUGAGGAGGACGCCACGGGCACCGAAGACGACGCCGCACGCGGCGGCUCCAAGCGUCGGCUCGAGGACGAGGACGACGAGUCGUCGCGCGCCUACCUCGGACUGCCGCCACCGGCGUCGAGAGUGGUGGCGAAACGCAUGUUCCACCGCACCAACCACGUCUACCACAACGACGACGACCUGGCGCGCCAGGCGGGGCGCAACGAGAUCCUCGUGCCCAUCAAGAUCGACCUGGAGGCCGAACAGUACCGCAUCAAGGACUCGUUUACGUGGAACAUGAACGAGCGUCUCAUCUCGCCGCACCACUUUGCGAGGCUGCUGCUCGAGGAUCUGGAUAUCCCCGUCGAGCCGUACGCCACGCAGAUCAUGAACAUGAUCAACCAGCAGAUCGACGACGCGACGGGCGUGGCGGAUAUCGAGAUGGAGCCGGCGGCGGGCGGCGUGUGGGCUUCGGCGCGGUUGCACGAUCAGGAGGGACAGAUGGCGUUACCUGUGGGGGAGCGCGCGCAGUACGAUGCGGCAGAAGAACUGGUCAAGGAGGGUCGACCGUGGGAUUGGGGACUGGAGAGGCGGGAUGAGGAGCAGCGUGCGUGGCGCAAACGCAUGGCGGAGCGGCUGGACGCAGGCCAAGGGCUGGGCGACUUUGAGGAUGAUCUGCGCGUGAUUGUGGAUUACGAGGUGCAGAUCCUGCGGCACAUGCUGCGCGAUCGACUCGAGUGGGAUCUGUGUUCGCCGCUGACGCCCGAGUCGUUUGCACGCAAGCUGUGCGACGAUCUCGGAUUGUCGGGCGAGGCGGCUGCGCUGAUUGCCAACAGCGUGCGCGAGCAGCUCAUCCACCACAAGCGCGCUGCGCUCGAGCUCGGCCUCGUGGGCAGCGGACGCGUGCUCAAGGAAAAGGAGGCCGAGAUCGAGCAGGCGUGGGCCGAGCUGCAUGCCGAGAAGGUGGACAAGCAGCGCAAGAGGCUCGAGCGCGCAACCAGUGCGUCCGAGGCCCAGUCGCAGGUGGCUUCGGCCAAUGCCACGGGUGGCGCUAAUACGCGCGAGCCUUCGGUGCAGCCCAGUACAGACGAGCAGGUCAAAGCUGGCGUUGAAGGGCAGGAGUCGAUUGCAACGCCGCGUGGAUCGGUGGAUGUCGACGCAGCAGGAGAGGGCGAGGCGCGUGCGACUCCUGCUCCCGGUGCAGACGAUGACGACGAUGAAGAUGUCGAGACACUGCAUCUCACAGCCACGGCUACAGCUGCGCCGACACGCGAAGGAACCUCGACACCGGCCAUCCAGCCUGCCUCGACACCCGCACCGGCCACGCGAUCAUCCGCACGCCUCUCGAACAUGCUCGAUGGCGUGGCGAGUGGAUCGGGAGCAGCGACGCCGUCUGGGCCUGCGGUGGAGCCGGUGCUGAGUGCGUCGCAGCGGCUGCACAAUGCGUCGUACACGGUGCGCGAGAUUCUUUCGCGUGGGCCACGACCGUUGGAAGCCAUCUGGCGCGACUGGCAUGAGUCGCGCGAGUUUGGCCCGCUGCUCGAACGGCUCAACGACGACGACCUCGAGAAGCUCGAGGAGGCCAACAUCCGCGCCUCGCGUCGAAACCGCCGCGAAGCCGCCCGUGCCUUUGGCGGACGUCGUCGUCGUUAA